CGGGGGUCAGGGUUGACAGUAUCCACACAGUCGUGGAAGGAGUGCUAAGCUAACUGCGACCACCGCUACGAGCUACAUGUGGAGGGUAACACGGGAGGCAUCCCCAACCCUAACUCUGUCAAAAUUCCUUUUUUUACCCAAAACAACUCUAAAGUUCGGCCUAUUCGAAAAUAAGGAAUAUUAACUGUAUACAAUGAAAGGUAGCCGGAUCGAGCUGGGGGACGUUACGCCCCACAACAUUAAGCAGCUUAAACGCCUGAACCAGGUCAUCUUCCCUGUCAGCUACAAUGACAAGUUUUACAAAGAUGUACUGGAAGUUGGAGAGCUUGCAAAGCUAGCAUACUUCAACGACAUUGCAGUGGGCGCUGUGUGCUGCAGAGUGGACCACUCUCAGAACCAGAAGAGACUGUACAUCAUGACGCUUGGCUGUCUAGCACCCUACCGUAGACUUGGAAUUGGUACAAAGAUGCUGAAUCAUGUACUAAACAUCUGUGAGAAGGACGGCACUUUUGACAACAUUUACCUUCAUGUGCAGAUCAGCAAUGAGUCAGCGAUUCACUUUUACCAGAAGUUUGGCUUUGAGAUCAUCGAGACAAAAAAGAAUUACUACAAGAGGAUAGAGCCAGCAGAUGCCCAUGUAUUGCAAAAGAGUCUGCGCAGCCCGUGUGCACCCCCCACCGGAGAGCUUCAGAAGGCAGAGUAGGGGCACAGUGUUUGGGAAGAGCACUGAUGUGCCAGCCUCCACAGAAACAGAACUGUGACAAAUGCCCCACGGUUGACACAUUCAACACUUUCUUCAAAGGACGCUAAAAAGACAUAAAGAAAUUUAAAGUACAAAAAAUGCUGCAUUUAUUUUGCAAGGGGGUCCCCUUUAAUUUAGCAUAUUUUAUUGCUCCCUUCUCCUCAUACAAAAAAUUUAAAAUGACAAAAAUCUCACUAUUCAAAAGUGCUCCUGUUUACAGAAUUGCCAACGUCAGACAGUUUUAGACUUGUUGGAGGGGGAGGUUGUGGUGUUUGCAAAUCAUACUGUUUUUGAGUUGUUUUUAAGCGGUUAUUAAGUUGUUUUGAAGCUGUAAAAGUGUUUGAAAGACCAUCACUGACACAAAGUUCAAGCUGGUUGGUUUGAAGUGAUGCUUUGAGUUGUUCAUGAAAGAGUCAUACCUCUGUUCCCUUGCCAUCUGAACUCUGGAAUUUAUUGGAAAUGUGUCUUAAUUGGUUUGUUGACAUGUCAUUAACACAUGAGGAAAGAAGAAAUGUACCUCCUUGAUACAAUGGUAAGGAAGGCUGAACGGUUUAGAGGUGGUGGGGAAAUUCUGUCACCACUCGUACUAUCUGAGUAACUUCAUUUUCCAGCCUGUUAAUUUAAUUACCCAUCCAGUCGUUACUUUUAAUUUUCACAUCAAGAUGGCAAACGGUUCAGACGCUCUCCAGGGUUUACUAUUAAAGAGUGAAAAUUAUUAGAAAUGAGAGAAACAAAAAUAUUUUAUUGAAUGUUUUUCUGUGAAGGGCACUCAAUGUUUUUUGAGGAAUGUUUGAAUAACAACAGAUUUGGCUGAUUGGGAUUGGAUUGGGAAUUUUAUUUUUUUCCAGCGGUUUAAUAAAAAGGUGUUUGAAGACA
Molecule: messenger RNA, 1618 nt
Organism: Labrus bergylta (ballan wrasse)
Lineage: Eukaryota; Metazoa; Chordata; Actinopteri; Labriformes; Labridae
Gene: naa50
Product: N-alpha-acetyltransferase 50, NatE catalytic subunit
Biological process (GO): mitotic sister chromatid cohesion
Cellular component (GO): NatA complex
Molecular function (GO): N-acetyltransferase activity
Source: RefSeq, a predicted model, not a curated record